AUGGACCCGGCAAGUGCAACACACGUUCAUGAUGAUCAACAGGUUAUGACUGCCCAAACUGCACAGCCAACUCCGCGGCACGCGGGUCAGCUGCUUAUGGAGGGAGAAGUUGCAGGGCCUGACUAUGAUGGUGCCAGGCGGCCUCGGCCAGCCGUUUCGCUGCCUUUGCCGAAUGGUGUCCCUUCGACGGCUGUGCAACGACCUCCUGUGGAUGGUGUUGAGUUGGACUCACUGAAUGGGUCGCCUUGGGCUGCUGGGAUGGCGCAUGCAGACACCAGUGUUUUCGCCUACUACGUUUUCGUGGGUUUCGAGACUUGGGGAGUUUCUGAGGACGCAUGCCUACCUCACCUCAGCAUAGACGUGGUUUAUCUUCCGAUCUCCUUCCUGUCUCCAGUGGAGAUGGACCGCGAGGGGAAGUUGACCCUCCGCUAUUUGGACCGGGAGCUCGUCGGAUGA
This is a messenger RNA of Symbiodinium sp. CCMP2592, 456 nucleotides long. Lineage: Eukaryota; Dinophyceae; Suessiales; Symbiodiniaceae. The record is from the annotation of a GenBank genome assembly.